Molecule: messenger RNA, 2130 nt
Organism: Linum tenue
Lineage: Eukaryota; Viridiplantae; Streptophyta; Magnoliopsida; Malpighiales; Linaceae
Source: the annotation of a GenBank genome assembly
AUCGGUUUGAAAUUUCAGGAAAAAUAGCCCUCUGUUUCUGAAUUCUGAUUGCUCACCCAAAAAGCCCACGCAUCUUCUUCGUACAAAUCGCCUCUCCACCCCAUUUCAUAGUUCCCGUCUCCUUCAUUUAUCCCCUCUCCCAAUCCAAGCAGCUGGAAGUUAACAGCAGCAGCUCAUCUUCAUAGUCAUCGCUGUUUCUCCCGACAUAGUCAGCCAACUCUGUGUCUCUCUCAGUCGGCAGGCAUCAAUCAAAGGGUUUUCCCAGUAUCAGUUGCAGCCGAGCUGCAUCCCCAGAUCGUGAAAUCUAGAUUUGUCCUCCUUGGGGUGUAUUCAGAUGGCGUCCAACGUCCUCUCUGCCGCAGCUUCUGCAUCUCCUUCCACUUCCCCUGUCACUGACCUUCUCAAGGGAAAGGGAAGACUUGGGAGUGGCAAUGUCGGUUCUUUGUUUAUCAAGGACAAAGGCAAUCCCUUUCUGAACUCAAAGUCUUGCGGGAGGAUCAGUAUGGCCGUUGCUGUUAAUGUCUCCCGUUUUGAAGCCAUUACUAUGGCUCCACCCGACCCGAUUCUGGGAGUUUCGGAAGCAUUCAAGGCUGACAAUGAUGAAAAGAAGCUCAACCUUGGAGUUGGUGCUUAUAGAACUGAAGAGCUACAGCCAUAUGUGCUUGAUGUUGUUAAGAAGGCGGAGAAUCUUAUGCUUGAGAGGGGUGAAAAUAAAGAGUAUCUGCCCAUUGAGGGUUUAGCAGCAUUCAAUAAGGUGACUGCAGAGCUGUUGUUUGGAGCUGACAGCCCCGUGAUCAGUGAACAAAGAGUUGCCACCGUUCAAGGUCUAUCUGGUACUGGAUCCUUAAGACUAGCUGCAGUUUUAAUUGAGCGAUACUUCCCCGGUGCAAAAGUUUUGAUUUCCUCUCCGACGUGGGGCAAUCACAAGAAUAUUUUCAAUGAUGCUAGAGUUCCAUGGUCCGAGUACAGAUAUUAUGACCCGAAGACAGUUGGUCUGGAUUUUGAGGGGAUGAUAGAGGACAUAAAGGCUGCUCCUGAAGGAUCAUUCAUCUUGCUUCAUGGUUGUGCUCACAACCCAACCGGCAUUGAUCCAACCCCUGAACAGUGGGAGAAAAUUGCAGAUGUUAUUCAGGAGAAGAACCAUAUCCCCUUCUUUGAUGUCGCAUACCAGGGAUUUGCUAGUGGGAGCCUUGAUCAAGAUGCAGCAUCAGUAAGACUAUUUGCUGCACGUGGCAUGGAGAUUUUCGUUGCUCAGUCAUACAGCAAAAAUCUGGGCCUCUAUUCCGAGAGAAUUGGUGCUAUCAAUGUCGUUUGCUCAUCUACAGAUACUGCAGCAAGGGUUAAGAGCCAGCUCAAGAGAAUCGCCAGGCCAAUGUACUCGAACCCUCCUAUUCAUGGGGCUAGAAUUGUUGCCAAUGUCGUUGGGGAUCCUGCUCUCUUUGAUGAGUGGAAAGCUGAGAUGGAGAUGAUGGCUGGGAGGAUAAAGAGAGUAAGACAGAAGCUCUACGACAGCCUGACCUCAAAGGACAAGAGUGGAAAGGAUUGGUCUUUCAUUCUUAAGCAGAUUGGCAUGUUCUCAUUCACUGGCUUGAACAAAAAUCAGAGCGAUAAUAUGACGAAUAAGUGGCAUGUCUACAUGACUAAAGAUGGAAGGAUUUCAUUAGCUGGACUGAACUUGGCCAAGUGCGAGUACCUCGCUGACGCCAUUAUUGACUCAUACCAUAAUGUCAGCUAAACCUCUCUGCAUCAUCGUGCACUGCAACAGAGGGCAGAAGCAUAGAAGCAGGCUAUUCAAGUUCUUUUGGUUGUUGUUGAGUUGGUAAUACUGCGAAGAUAUUAAUUUCGUCACUAAUAAUCCCCUUGCCUCUCUGUAUCGCCCUGAAUCUGGCUGGGGAAGCUUAAUGUUAUUAUUUGUCAGGGUAGUGUAGGAGAAGCCAUACGUACCCUAGAGCAAAGGACCUUUAGUGUCGGUAUUGGUUUUUGUGUGUGUCGUCUACUUUAUCAUUUGUAGGGUACUUAACUAUAUAUCCCAGAAGAAUAAACUGUAUUCACUUUCACAGAAAAUAUGAAGGCAUUCAACACUUGUUUUCUUGUCACCAAAGAAAUAGGACCAUGAAUGGAAAGUCAGAA